AUGUUUUCCAUAGAAGAAAAGCAAUGCGGCGGUGAACAAUCCGAUCACCAGCAGUUGGCCAUAACCAAUGAAUUGAGUGGCCUGAAUUUCAGAGGCGCAAUAUCGAGGCGCAAAUCAAAAAGGAACGGCUUUGGCUGGGUUCGUGCUGAAGUUUUGGGAGCUCUGGUGAACGGUGUUUUUCUACUGGCUAUGUGCUUUGCGAUAUCAUUGGAGUCUAUUGGACGACUUAUACAUUCCAGACGCAUAACUCAUCCUCUUCAGGUAUUGAUAGUGGGAUGUAUCGGUCUUUUCAUUAACAUGAUUGGCAUCGGCAUGUUUCAUGGGGGGCACGGGCACUCACAUGGUGGUGGAGGACAUGGACACAGUCAUGGAGAGAAGUCUUCAAAGAGCAAAGAUGAAAGUGCUUCGAUUGUAAAGAAGAGUGACGAAGAGGCGAAAGAUGUCGAUGAUGACGAAUUCGACUCAGAUUCUGAUCCAGCUUUUGUGACGAGACCGGGUCGUUCUCGCAGUCGUAUUGGUCAGGACUGCUCACACAAUCUAUCACUAAUUGUUGGAAGUGGAUCCAAACAACACCUUGCAUUGAAACUAGUUAAUCUUGAUGAAAACGCAGAGAUUGAAGAAUUCACCGAUAGUGAGGCGGCAAGGCGCAAACAAAAACUAGCCAACGCUCAAAAUUUGAAUAUGCGUGGUGUGUUCCUUCACAUUUUAUCAGAUGCAAUUGGAUCAGUUCUCACCUUGGUCAACGCUUAUAUGUUUCUCUGCAUAUUCCCUCGUAAGGGAGACGGCAAGCAUUAUACUUCGCAGAACGCCUGCUUUCUUAGACCUGGACGACAUCAAAGCCGACAUAAUGAAGCUGGUUUCAAAGAUCAUGUGCUUGGACUCUUGUGUGGGAACCGGCAGUUUGCUAUCACUGAGAUUGAGUUCUGUACACCGGCUUCCUUUGACACGGCCGCUCCCAAGAUUCGUAAGGUUUUUCACAAACAUGGAAUUCACUCCUUGACAAUACAGCCGAUCUUUUCUUCUAACACCUGUUCUAACAUCAGCCCGUUACCAACUCAUACACUCGAUGUUAUAAAGGAAGAUGUUAGUAAUAGCGCGGAUACACCUCUUCUUAACGAAAGUCAGCAAUGA
Messenger RNA from Ostertagia ostertagi, 1131 nucleotides. The record is from the annotation of a GenBank genome assembly. Lineage: Eukaryota; Metazoa; Nematoda; Chromadorea; Rhabditida; Trichostrongylidae.